This is a messenger RNA of Cuscuta epithymum, 1175 nucleotides long. Lineage: Eukaryota; Viridiplantae; Streptophyta; Magnoliopsida; Solanales; Convolvulaceae. The record is from the annotation of a GenBank genome assembly.
CCCCCUUCUCCUCUACGCGACCGAAGCCCGACCCCAGCUCUCCCCUUACCCAGUCGACGAACACCAGCCGAGACCGCCUAGCAGCCACGACCACCGCCCUGCCGCCGCACCUCCGACCCACCCCGCGACCGACGCGUCCGCCGAGACCGCCGCUCCACCAACCACCCGCUUCUCUCUUCUCUCUUCUCUCUUCUCCAAGAUGCCACCAAAGAAGCGAACCAAGAAUGUUGGCACCAGCUCUAGUCGGGCCACAGGUGCCCGAUAUCAGCCUCAAUUCCCGAAGGACGAACAAAUGAUCACAUACCUCGAUUUGCUGAAAAAGGAGGUGGGCACGUUUCAUUAUCCUGAUGAGCCCACCUUGACAGCCGCUGGGCUUCAUGAUGAGGUGAUGACGCUACUCCGUCGGGGAUGGUGGCAACACCUUUUCUUUGGCAUUCGAGAGACCACAUACAAAGAAGUAACUUGCGAAGUGUUGGCCACAAUUAAGGUGCCUCGAUCUAUCAGUUUCUCCGAUAACCACCGACCCCUAAUCAAGUUCCGGGCCUUCAAUGAGGACCAUGCCAUAUCCAUUUACAACAUCCAGUGGCACUUAGGUUUUACCCGGAUUGAGGAUAGAGCAGAUAAUGAAGCAGGAUUGACUGAUUUUCCACGAGAUGUAGACCGCCAGAGGUUUUGGGAGAGCAUUUCUAGAGACGGCGGCACUUAUGACCCCCGGGACACCCCUAGCACCUUGUUAUAUCCACGGGCGUACAGAGUUAUCCAUUCCCUCCUUUCAUCCACCAUCACUGGGAGGGCCGAGGUAGCAGGCAAGGUCUCCACUACAGAUCUUUUGUGCCUUUAUUGCAUGAUCCACAACAAGCUACCACACAUGGGUGCUAUCAUUGCCGACCUCUUCCACCGUCAGUCUACCUACAAGAUCAAGGCUAUCUUUUCUGGACCCUACAUCACCUGCCUUCUGCGUGGGAUGGGUUACGGCGACCACUUUGUAAACAUGGAUGAGAGUUCUUACUAUGCGCCGUUGACUAAGCUUCCAGAGCUGAACACCGGAGUGGCCAGAAGGAGGCGCCUAGCAGAGCAGCCAGUUGAGGGAGAGCAGAGAGUACCGCAUCAGGCGGGGAUCCAUAUUCAGGAGGGCGGCGCAGCUGGCCACGUUGAUGAUGAUGAUGAGGAGCACC